Crotalus tigris (Tiger rattlesnake) is the source of this 3674-nucleotide messenger RNA. RefSeq names its product zinc finger protein 420-like. The record is from RefSeq and is a predicted model, not a curated record. Gene Ontology annotation, biological process: regulation of DNA-templated transcription. NCBI's taxonomy places the organism in Eukaryota, Metazoa, Chordata, Lepidosauria, Squamata, Viperidae. The coding region runs from base 395 to 3028 and encodes 877 amino acids. The transcript has 5 exons.
GCUGGGCAGGCGGCGGUGGGGCGGUGAGGAAGGCGGAGCCCGUAUCCUCCGCUGCGCGCCUCUCUCGGGAAUUGGCGUCGGGGCUGAGGGCAGAGCCGCCUCUUGCCUGCGGGACCCGGGGAACACGAUCCGGGGCUUGUCCUCAAGGGUCGGUCCGAGGGGUAGCCCAGCUCCGGAGAGCCCCGCUGCUUGCCACCCCCGCACCCCACCCCAAAUAAUCUCUGACCGACCCGAAAUGAUUUAAUCUUUGCCCUUGAUGAGACGCUUCUUCCAAACGACCACGGGCUUCUGAAGAAGCGUCUUUGGGGAAAACCCUCGGAAUACAAGAAUUUGCAGGAAUACCGGUGCUAUUAUUUUCUGGUGCUGUUUCGGAUCCGGAAGCCUUUUGAGUUAAAUGGCUGCUGAACGGCUUGGAGGAAAGCAGGGUGAUCCCUCCUUAGAGAGGCUGUUUGGGGGAAUCCCUCAGGAAGAUCCAUCUCAGAAGAGACCAUCAGAAACCAGACCAACGUCGAUGGUAGCUUCUGGCACAUCUGUUAUCUGUGGUGGAGCACUUGUUUUUGCAAGAAAGAACGCUGUUUCCUUUGAGGAUGUAGCUGUGUUUUUCUCUGUGGAGGAGUGGUCCCUGCUGGAUUGUGAACAAAAGACUUUGUACGAAGAGGUCAUGCUGGAAAAUGCAAGGAACGUGGCCUCCUUAAAUGAUGGAUGGGAGAUGGAGAGUUCCGGCCAAGAGGCAGCAACACCUUUGCCAAAAGACAAAAAGGAAGUUGCGGAAAAGUUUUCUGGGAAGCAAAGUUCUGUGGAAAAAGAGUUAAAGGGGGAGCUGGGAAAAUGCUCUGCUUUACCAUGUGUAGAUAUCCGUGUCUUCUUAGCCAAAGAUGUUCAUCCAAAAAGAAAAGUGUGUCCGACGUGUGGAAAAAUAUCCACAGAUGAAUCAGGGUUAUGCAACGGUUGCAGAAGCCACACUGCAGAGAAACAGAAUGAAAGUGGAAAACGCUCCAGAAGGACUUUCCUCCUUACUUUAUGUCAGAGAAUACAAGGAGAAAAACCGUACCAAUGUCUGGUGUGUAGAAAGUGCUUCAAAGAUUUAAGUCAUUUUACUUCUCACUACAGGGUCCACACAGGAGAAAGACCAUACAAAUGCACGGUAUGUGGAAAGUGUUUCAAAAAUCCAAGUCAUCUUAUUUGCCAUAGUAGGAUUCACACGGGAGAGAAACCAUAUAAGUGCACCGAGUGUGGAAAAUGCUUCACCGAGUCUCGUUCCCUCACUUGCCAUAAAAGAAUCCACACUGGGGAAAAACCGUACGAAUGUAAAGAAUGUGGAAAGAGUUUCAAUCAAAAGCAUAGUUAUACGGUACAUAACAGAAUCCACACAGGGGAGAAACCAUACAUGUGCAUGGAGUGUGGGAAAUGCUUUACUGAAUCCAGUUCCCUCACUUGCCAUAAAAGAAUCCACACUGGGGAAAAACCAUACAAAUGCACCGAGUGUGGAAAAUGCUUCAGUGAGUCAGGUUCACUCGCUUCUCAUAAAACAAUCCACACAGGGGUGAAACCAUAUGAAUGCCAGGAGUGUGGGAAGAGCUUCAGAGCUUCAGUUUUACUUGCUUCCCAUAUAAGAAUCCAUACUGGGGAGAAACCAUAUAAAUGCACGGAAUGUACAAAGAGUUUCCGUUCUGCAAAGCAUCUUAGUUUCCAUAAAAGAAAACACACAGGGGAGAAACCAUAUAAAUGUGUGGAGUGUGGAAAAUGCUUCACUGAAUCAGGUUCCUUGACUUACCACAAAAGGAUCCAUACUGGCGAAAAGCCAUAUAAAUGCAUGGAAUGUGGAAAGAGCUUCAGAGCUUCAAGUUUUCUGACUUCUCAUAAAAGGAUCCACACUGGGGAGAAACCGUACAAAUGUAAGAACUGUGCAAUGAGCUUCAGUCAAAACUAUCAGUAUGCUAUACAUAGCAGAAUCCACACUGAAGAGAAACCAUAUAAAUGCACAGAGUGCGGAAAAGGCUUUCACAAGAACAGUCACCUUACUUACCACAAAAGGAUUCACACUGGGGAGAAACCGUAUAAAUGCAAAGAAUGUGGCAAGAGCUUCAUUCAGAAAUAUCAAUACACUGAACAUAACAGAAUCCAUACUGGGGAGAAACCAUAUAAAUGCACAGAGUGUGGAAAGAGUUUUAGAGCUUCCAGUUUUCUUACUUCCCAUAAAAAGUUCCAUGCCGAGGAAAAACCAUAUAAAUGCAUGGAGUGUGGAAAGCCCUUCACGAAUUCUGGUUCCCUUGCUAUCCAUAGGAGGAUCCACACUGGGGAAAAACCAUAUCAAUGUAAGGAUUGUGGAAAAAGCUUUAGUCAAAAACAUCAUUAUACUAGACAUAGCAGAAUCCACACUGGGGAGAAACCAUUUAAAUGCAUGGAAUGCGGGAAAUGCUUUACGGAGUCACGUUCCCUUACUUGCCAUCAAAGGAUUCACACUGGUGAGAAGCCAUAUGAAUGCGCUGACUGUGGAAGACGGUUUACUGAAUCCCGCUCUCUCGCUUCACAUAAAAGGAUCCACACUGGGGAAAAACCAUAUAAAUGCCUGGAGUGUGGGAAGAGCUUUAGAGCUUCAAGUUCUCUCACCUCCCAUAAAAGGAUCCACACUGGGGAAAAACCCUAUGAAUGUAAGAACUGUGCAAAGAGCUUCAGACAAAAAUAUAAUUAUACUAUACAUAACAGAAUCCACACUGGUGAGAAACCUUAUAAAUGCCUGGAGUGUGGAAAAAGCUUCCGUUCUCAAAAAUAUCUCCCUUCCCAUAAACGGAUCCAUACAGGGGAGAAACCAUAUCAGUGCAAGAAAUGUGACAAAAGCUUCAGUCAAAAACAUCAUUGUACCGAACGUAACACAGUCCACACUGGGGAGAAAGCAUAUCAAUGCAUGGAGUGUGGAAAAUGUUUCUCUGAGUCAGAGUCCCUCACUUCCCAUCAAAGAAUCCACACGCAUGAAAAAAAAUAUAAUUGUAUGGGGAAUGGUAUUUACUCGGCAUCGGUCCCUUUAUGAGCAUAGAAAAACCCAUUCAAGGCAAACCCAUAAAAACAGACUAGAACUGGAUUGUGCAUCAAAAAUUUUGCAGGCUACAGUCUUACACUAUCCCCCCCCCCGAAUGAAAUGUUAGAAGGUGGAAGAUAAGGAACGAUUCUGAAGAGAAUGGAGAAGAAUAACUACAACUGAUUACUUGAGUGAUAUUAAGCAUUUGUCCUUACGGAACCCUGAAUCUAAUCUUUUUGGGAAGAUCCACUUUGACACCCUUUACUGUUUAUCUCUCUCAAUUUAUUGCCAGUACCCGUGUUUCCCUCAAAACAAAACUGGGUCUUAUAUUAAUUUUUGCUCCAAAAGACGCAUUAGAGUUUAUUUUCCGGUUAGAUCUUAUUUUGGGGGAAAUAUGGUAGAAGCACCCAGAAGUGACAGUAGAGCAACUCUGGAAUUUUCGCUCUUUGCAGCUAAAACCUUAGUUUGCAUCUCUCUUGGUACCCCUCUGAUUGAUCAGAUUUUUAAUUACAAGGGUUGUCAACACUUUCUGUGUUUUAUUUACUCUUCUGGUGUCCUCACUGUAAUGAGAUAGAAAAAUCCAUGCUGGUUCUAAGGCACAGUUGGGUGAUCUUGGCUUCAUUGUGAUGUAAUUUCUUGAAUAAAAAAAUGUACCUUU